Molecule: messenger RNA, 1977 nt
Organism: Penaeus indicus
Lineage: Eukaryota; Metazoa; Arthropoda; Malacostraca; Decapoda; Penaeidae
Exons: 2
Coding region: 72-1550 (492 amino acids)
Biological process (GO): DNA integration
Molecular function (GO): nucleic acid binding
Source: RefSeq, a predicted model, not a curated record
CUUUACCAACUAGUAGAUGGCCCAUCAGGCAAACUUGUGAGGAUGAGUUAACUGACAGAAUUGGUAUUAGCAUGACGGUCAAUAAUGCAAGUCAUGAGAAUUGUGGUAUGCAAUUAAUUGAUGUUAAUAGGUAUAGUGACUAUUACAAAUUGCUGAGAGUUACAUGUAGGGUAAUGAAUGUAUUCAAAUACAAGUCUUUCAAAGGUAUUCUAAGAAGCCCCACAGUUCAAGGGAUUACAGACGCAGAAAUAUUAUGGGUCAAAGAAAUGCAAAAGAGCAUGACUGAUUGGGAAACAAGGUUCAAAAGAUUGGGACCAUCAGUUGAAAAGGGAAUUAUAGUAGUAGGACAACGAAUUUCUAAGUGGUUGAAAGACAAUUGGAAUCAAGAAAAUUUCAUGUUAAUACCGAAUAAACAUCCUGUUACUAGGUUGUACAUAUCCUGUCUACAUAAAGUGGACCAUGCAGGUAUAGAGACUACAUUGUGUAAGUUACAGAGGAAGUUUUGGGUUCCAGGAGCUAGAAAAUUAAUAAGAACCAUAAAAAAUAAAUGUGUAACAUGCAGAAAAUUAAAUAAGAAAGUGGAAGAUCAAUGUAUGGGUCAAGUGAGGGCGGAAAGGAUGAAACCUGCUCCACCAUUCUAUCAUACAGCAGUAGAUUUGUUUGGGCCAUUGACAAUAAGAGAUUCAGUUAAGAAGAGAACUCAUGGUAAAGCAUUUGGAAUUAUUUUUAAUUGCUUAGUGACAAGAGCAGUUUAUCUGGAUCUAGCUAUGGGAUAUAGUACCGAUGAUUUCUUAACCACUUUUCAAAGGUUCAUUGCUAUUAGGGGGGCCCCUAAAUUUAUGUAUUCUGAUAGGGGAACUCAGCUAAUAUCAGCUAGUAAGAAAAUAGAGAGCAUUGGGGAGAAAGAAGGUGUGACCUGGAUUUUCAAUAUGCCAAGUGAUGCACCAUGGUAUAAUGGUGUAAGUGAAGCACUGAUCAAAUCAGUCAAAAGGAGUAUUUGUGUUAGUAUUGGAGAUUCUAUACUAACUUUUGGAGAAUUACAGACUGCCUUAUUUUGUAUUGCCAAUUUAAUGAAUGAAAGACCAAUAGGCUUAAAACCUGGAUUUAGUUUGGAAUUAGGUAGCUAUCUCUGCCCAAAUGAUCUGUUACUUGGUCGAUCUAGCUGUCAUUGUCCUAUUGGCUUAUAUGAAAUUGAUGGAGAUCAUAAAAGGAGAUUGAGGUUUAUCCAAGAUAUUAUAAAUUCUUUUUGGAAGAAGUGGCAAAGGGACUAUUUCCCGUCAAUGUUGAUUAGACAGAAAUGGCAUACAGCCAAAAGGAAUGUGAAAGUAGGAGAUGUUGUUCUAGUGCAAGAUAGCAAUAUUGUAAGAGGGACGUGGAAACUGGCUCAAGUAAUUAGGGCUGACCCAGGACGAGAUGGGAUAGUUCGUGAAGUUGAUUUAAGAUAUAAAAUAAUAAAGGAUGGCAAAGGGUAUUAUGGUGAGGCGGAUAAGAUCAUGUGUAGAUCGGUACAUAGAUUAGUAAUGCUGUUGCCAAUAGAAGAACAAGUCUAAGCAUAUGUACCUUGUCAAUGUAAUCUAGUCCACAGUAGUCAAUGUCGAGGGGGGGAGUGUAUCAUUAGUAUGAUAGGUAUAUGAAAAUAGGAAUAUUUACGUUUAUUUGAUAAUUACGGGUGAGAUGUUACGUUGCGCAUCUCGAGUGUUUUUUGUUUACCCAUGAGCCCACGUAUGACGCAGCUGUGGAGGUUGACGCCUUGUGUGCGAAUCCACUUCGCAGGGAAUAUUUUUGUUUCGACCUUUCACAGAAGUGGCAGUUAUUGUGCACAAAUCUUUGUACUCAUGAAGCCAGUGUUAUGUCUAAUGGGCUGUGGAUAUGGGUUUGUGCCGUAACUGAGAUGUGAUGACAACUACUGGGAAUCAUGGAUUGUGAUAGUGUGGCCAUUGAAGUUGAAACUUUGCUCCAAUAAAAGACUGUUGCAGC